GGCAAUGGCGACUCGCAGCUUGCUUUCGGAUUCAGUGAUAAGUAAAAAGAACUUUUGAUGCCUGCAGCUUGCAUUUUUCCCGUGAUUUUCCUCCCGUUUGUCUACGUUUUCGUUAAAAGGAGGUAUCGUUGCACUCGAAGUAACUGAACCUCGACGACUCUUUGCCAGUUGACGACUAACUAACUAGCUCAAAAGCUAGGGCAGCCGGGGGGGGGGUACGCUCGACGAUGCUCAAGAAUUUUGCCAGUGUGUUUUUGAAAUUUUUUUUUUUAAUGUGCUCUAAUUGAGGAAGUGGACGUUUCCGUUCUCGUUUUAUCUGAUGAGGGUUGCAUCCAAAAGUUGAUCGUAAAAGCCAGCGGCGACCCUCUCACGUUGACUGGUGUCUAAGACCUGAUCACUGGGGGGGGGAGGAGGAGAGAGGGGUGAUCACCUCCUCUCCUGGAGUGGGUCACACAGCCUCGGUAUUCUCGGCUCCUCCGUCGCCCCGUCCCCUAGUGUCACCAUGCUGAAGACCCGGCAGUGUUUACUCGGGAUCCGAUCUCUCCUCGGGAUGGCGUCCAGAAUCUGGGGCUUCAUACUGUACAUGCUCAGGAAGCACCUGCGCACGAUCAUCCAGUACCAAACAGUGCGCUAUGACCUUCUACCUCUUUCACCCAUCUCCAGAAACAGACUCAAUGCGGUGAAGAGGAAAAUCCUGGUGCUUGACUUGGAUGAGACGCUCAUCCACUCACACCAUGACGGGGUCCUGAGACCCACAGUGCGGCCUGGCACCCCCCCAGACUUCAUUCUCAAAGUCGUUAUUGACAAGCACCCAGUCAGGUUCUUUGUACACAAAAGACCACACGUCGACUUCUUCUUGGAAGUGGUGAGUCAGUGGUACGAGCUGGUGGUGUUCACGGCCAGCAUGGAGAUCUAUGGUUCCUCCGUGGCCGACAGACUUGAUAACAACAGGGGCAUCUUAAAGCGCAGAUACUACCGGCAGCACUGCACGCUGGAUCUGGGCAGUUAUAUCAAAGAUUUGUCAGUGGUUCAUAGUGACCUCUCCAGUAUAGUCAUCCUGGACAACUCGCCCGGAGCGUACAGGAACCAUCCAGACAAUGCAAUACCUAUAAAAUCGUGGUUCAGUGACCCCAGCGACACUGCACUUCUAAACUUGUUGCCUAUGCUGGAUGCACUAAGGUUCACUGCAGAUGUCCGGUCCGUCCUCAGUAGAAAUCUUCACCAGCACCGGCUCUGGUGAUUGCUUCUGUGGGGCUUGUCUACUCCCCAGCCCUGUUUUUAAACAAUACCCUCCCUGUCGCUUACUGACCUUCCACCUUCUACUCAGUGUUGACAAUUUUCUCUCCACCCCCCCUUGGAGAACGGGACUGAGCACACAGGGGGGCCUAGAGACAAACACAAAGGAAGGACCUGUGGGAGAGUGGUAGCGCAAGCUGGAGACAAGUGGAGUAGCCAGCUUUUAAUUUUUUUCUUUCAAAAUGGAGUCUUAGCCUUAAAGUUCCCUGUUACCGUGUUUGCAGGAAUUGGGCGUAUCGCUCUGUGUGUGUGUGUGUGUGUGUGUGUGUGUGUGUGUGUGUGUGUGGGAGAGAGAGUGCUUGUUUUUCUGCUUGCUUUCUUCCCCCAGGAAAACAGAACUAUUAGCAUACAAGGAUGCAUCAUGACAGACUAUGAAGCCAUCCAUUCACUCCUGCCAUCUUUUUCUUUUUGAUUUCCUUUUGUCUGUAAGCACAUUGUACAGAGCACCUACAACACUUUCUUUUGUUUGUUUAAAUUCAGUUAAAUUUUGAAGGGCUUUAUUGGUGUCUUUCUUCCUCUUUAGUUGACUCCUUCUCCAGUUCAGUUCAGAGACGCUCUGUUGCUUUCACUGUCUGUCACCUGUUUCUUUCCGUUCCCCGUGGAGCCGAAAGAUUGAAGAUCCAUUCUCCCAGAUGCUCUUGCUGGAAUAAAAUGUUAUCGAGACAAGCUGGAACAGUGGCGGGGUAGUUGUGUUCUUGUCAGGGGCACGUUCUGUUAUGUUUUGAUGCUGAUUUUAUGUCAAGACAGGGGUAUCCAGUGGGUUCUGCUUGGUACACAAAGCUAUAUCCAGAAUGUAUGAAAUUUGAACAGGUCUUAGAUUGGUGUAUUUAAAAGUGUAUAAAAAUGUCAGUUGCUGUUUUCUAUGGAAUCUGUCUCAAUAUAGACCAAAGUGAAGGGAGAAAGAACAGAAAUAAGAAAAUAACAUGGUUGCGUAUGAAUAAUUGCCUUUAUUGCUGAGAGAAACUGAUUUGUUGUUGGGAAGACACCGUUUUAUUACAGUCUGUCAUCAAUAAGCUACGAUGCUUUACACUUGACUACAUAUUACUGAUGAGGUCUGGCUCAGUUUUUGUUUUUAUCUUUUUUCAUACAAAACAUGCACUUUCUUUGUUACCUUAAACUUGAAUUUUAGUUUUAAAAUAUUUUUGUUUUAAAAUAUCCUACACCCUUACCCCAAAUGUCCCAAUUCAGCAGUUUGUCAGGCUUCAACUGGCUUCAUAUCAGCAUCCGUGUAUGGGUCUGUGGUCCCAAUAAAUCCCCCAUUGCCCUCAUUGAACUCUCACAUCGUCUGCUUUUAUUCCAGCGGUCGGAAAAGAAAGUCUUUGCUCUUAAAAUGUUCAUUUUCACAGUCACAUGUACUAACAUUACAGUGAUUUUGCACUGGACUUCAUCAUCAGCUGUUUAUUCAGCAGUAAAGAGAACAAAUUAACAUAUGUUUGCUGGAGCAUUUCACACAAAUUUAAUUUGUUGUGCCCUUACCUUUUCUUUCGGUUGCUUAGAGAUGGCACUUUCUGUCCAAAAUGGGUAAUUUUAGUGAAUUGCUUCUGUUUUAUUAGCUGUGCUGGAGGUUAAGGGAGCACCCCUCCAAUCUGUGUAUGUAAAUGUCACUGCCUCCUUACAGUUCACUGUUUCCUAUUGUCUCUUUUAUAUAUAAAUAAGAAAACAGGUAUGUGAGACAUUCACAUUAAAGGCCUAGAAGCUGAUGAAAACGUGCUGUAAACUGUCUCAUUUCAUCAUCAUCAUCAUCGUUCAUUUUGUUCACCCUUCGCUCCAGUCCCUGUCCAUGGUGCUGACUGGUGCUGAUUUUACAGGGUCUACU
This is a messenger RNA of Scleropages formosus (Asian bonytongue), 3112 nucleotides long. RefSeq names its product CTD nuclear envelope phosphatase 1a (gene ctdnep1a). Lineage: Eukaryota; Metazoa; Chordata; Actinopteri; Osteoglossiformes; Osteoglossidae. Gene Ontology annotation, molecular function: phosphatase activity. Bases 503 to 1240 code for a protein of 245 amino acids. The transcript is spliced from 8 exons. The record is from RefSeq and is a predicted model, not a curated record.